GUAUAGAGAGAGAGAGCAGGCGAUCACAUCGAGUGUGAGCUAGAGAUGGGGUUUGUAUCACAUCGAGUGGAGAGACGGUUCUUGAGAGCAGGCGAUCACAUUUACAGUUGGAGAACAGGCUUUGUUUACUCGCACCAUGGUAUCUACAUGGGUGAAGACCAAGUGGUACACUUCACCUGCGCAUCAGCAUCAAGAAGCUGCGCAGCUUGUGAGAUGUUCGAGUAUAGCGAUCGGGACAGCGGAGUGAUCGCAUCUUGUCUCGAUUGCUUCCUUAAAUCGGGAUCGCUGCGCCGUUACAAGUACGGCGUUAGCAAGAGGAGGUACUGGAUGAAACGCCCCGGGACUUGCAACACCGCGGAAUCCGGCCCGGUGGAGGUGGUGAUGGAGAGGGCUGAGUCUCUGCUGGCAAAGAAUGGAUUUGGGGAAUAUAAUUUGUUGAAAAAUAACUGUGAAGAUUUUGCGACCUUCUGCAAAACUGGGCAAGGCUGCAACCGUAAUGGGACGGCCCGUCGCUACGGUCAAGCCUCCCUUAUCCCACCAGCUUUGGCUUCAUCCCGGCGCAACCCUAAACCCUAA
Molecule: messenger RNA, 576 nt
Organism: Salvia miltiorrhiza (redroot sage)
Lineage: Eukaryota; Viridiplantae; Streptophyta; Magnoliopsida; Lamiales; Lamiaceae
Product: protein LEAD-SENSITIVE 1-like
Exons: 2
Coding region: 46-576 (176 amino acids)
Source: RefSeq, a predicted model, not a curated record